Gallus gallus (chicken) is the source of this 1595-nucleotide messenger RNA. It is a transcript of the gene MEIG1, whose product is annotated as meiosis/spermiogenesis associated 1. The coding region runs from base 278 to 673 and encodes 131 amino acids. The record is from RefSeq and is a predicted model, not a curated record. Lineage: Eukaryota; Metazoa; Chordata; Aves; Galliformes; Phasianidae. Gene Ontology annotation, cellular component: nucleus. The transcript has 5 exons.
GGGCAACGGCGGGAGGCGGUUGCCUAGCAACGGCGCGGCGCGGCGGCCGUUGGUGUUGUGAGGUAGCGCCGAUAUCCCCGGGCGGGCCAGUCCCGGCGGGCACCGAGGUCUCUCAGGACAGGGGAGUUGAUGUGGGAGCAGGCUGUGUGGUGGAAACAAAGGGAAGAAACUUGGGGAAAGAAGCAGCACUGAGGAGCAACUGAUUUAAUGAGAGGCAAAUACUACACAGCUUCAGUAACUUGAAAGAAGAAGACCUGUGGGCAAGCAAUCCAAAAUAAUGGUGAGUCAGGAAAUGCCAAGUGCAUCGAGAUGUCUCGAAGAACUGCAUUCAUCAGAUGAACUCAGCACAUCCUCUAAAGAAGUACUUAAGCCCAGUAACAUGAAAAUGUCAGAAGUUUCUGCAGCCACGUCUAAAGCUGACAUCAAGCCAAAAUCUAUAUGUCAUGCCAAAAAAUGGUCAGAUGAGGUAGAGAACUUAUACAGAUUCCAGCAAGCUGGGUACAGAGAUGAAGUUGAAUAUAAACAAGUAAAACAAGUUGAUACGGUAGAGUGUUGGCCAGAAACUGGAUUUGUGAAGAAGCUUCAGAGAAAGGACAACACCUUCUAUUAUUACAAUAAGCAAAGAGAAUGUGAAGACAAAGAUGUUCAUAAAGUGAAAGUUUAUGUAUAUUAAUUUUGCUACUUUCCAAAGUUUGUACAUUUUUAAAUAAAUCUUUUUGCUAGUUAGGAUCUGUAAGUAAAUGAGAUUUGUGGAAUCCAGCAUUUAAAGUGUAAAUGUCAUUCUUGGGUAGAAUGAGGACUACAGAACAUAUUCCAGAUAAUUUGAUAUCAAAAAGAUAAAAAGCUGCAAAGGGACUUUGUGUAUUUGGUGUGACUGUGCAAAGUCCCUUAUAAGUAGACUCAUUAAUCUUUACUCUGAACAACAAUCUUGUUGAUACCAGCUCAUGUCAGCUGCAGUCUCUUGGUGUAUUUAAGGGCUACGAGGCUCCCAGUAAGUCCAAAAGGCUGAUUGUAGUGCCCUUGGAGAGCAGCUGCAAUAACCAGCAGAAAACUUUAUUGUUUUAGUUUACUGUUUAUUUAGUUAUUUAGUUGUGUCAGAUCUAUUCCCCAGUAUGUUUGCUUAGCGUUUCCCUUUCUGCCCAUAGCAGCCCAGUUUAGGAGUCCUUCAUCAAAUGGCUCUACUCAAAUGAACUUUCUCACACUCUGUGUUUCCUUAUCAAUCACUGACACGAAGCAGGUCUGUUCCUUUGGAUUGUUUCCUCAUUUGGAAGUCCUCGAUCAGAUAACCCUGCUGGAAUAAACAUUCCCACAUGCCACUUCUUAUAAAUGAGGGCAACCCACCAGGUUUAUUUCUGGUCACUGUCUUUGUUAACACCAUCGGGUCGGGAUCUCUGUAAGUGCUUAUUCUUUUUGUUUGCCUCAUUAUCCUAAUUUUGUGAGGCCCUUAGCCAAUUUUGCAUCAACAAAUAAACUGUCUCACACACCACGUAUCCUUACAGCAUUCAUUGAUGUGGAAGGUUAUGCUGUUUUAUGGAGGAAAAGAAAAAAAAGAUUGUGGAUUUACAUACAGUGGGAUCAGGGAGUACAAAACUGCA